Messenger RNA from Indicator indicator, 1756 nucleotides. RefSeq names its product tRNA methyltransferase 6 non-catalytic subunit (gene TRMT6). Gene Ontology annotation, cellular component: tRNA (m1A) methyltransferase complex; nucleus. NCBI's taxonomy places the organism in Eukaryota, Metazoa, Chordata, Aves, Piciformes, Indicatoridae. The coding region runs from base 368 to 1756 and encodes 462 amino acids. Gene Ontology annotation, biological process: tRNA methylation. The record is from RefSeq and is a predicted model, not a curated record. The transcript has 11 exons.
UGGCUGUGUUCCUGCGUGCCCUGCCCUGGGUGCCCUGCUCUGGCAGGGGGUUGGGCUGGAUGAUCUCUGAAGGUCCCUUCCAGCCCCUAGCACUCUGGGAUUCUGUGCUCUGUGUCCUCAUCUGGACUCAGCACUGGUGAGGCCAUACCUUGAGUACUGUGAUUCUGUGUUCUGUGACAAGGGGCACUGGGGGCAAGCUGGAGCAGAGGAGGUGCCACAGCAACAGAAGGGAAAACUUUGUCCCUGUGAGGGUCCUGGAGCCCCGGAGCAGGUAUACAUGAGCAAAAGCAAGAGUGAUCAAGACUACUGCCCAGACUCAGAAGUACUUGAUUCUUCAAGAGCUCACAAGAUACCUUGAGAGAGAGUAAUGAAGGGUGAAGAAAGUAGGAUGAAAAAAAGGAAAAAAGUUAUUUUUGAGAAGCAGUGGUUCUACCUGGAUAAUGCCAUUGGCCACGUUUAUGGAACUACAUUUGAAGUCACCAGUGGUGGAAGCCUCCAGCCCAAGAAAGAGGUAGAAGAGGCAACCACAGAAACAAAAGGAGCAGGCACAGACAAUCGUAACAUAGUUGAUGAUGGGAAGUCUCAGAAGCUGACUCAUGAUGACAUAAAGGCUCUGAAGGACAAGGGGAUUAAAGGACAGGAAAUAGUUCAGCAGCUAAUAGAGAACAGCACAACCUUCAGGGACAAGACUGAAUUUGCUCAAGAUAAAUACAUCAAGAAGAAGAAGAAAAAGUAUGAGGCACUCAUCACGAUUGUGAAGCCAUCCACACGCAUUCUGGCAACCAUGUACUAUGCCAGGGAGCCAGGGAAAAUCAACCACCUGCGCUACGACAGCCUGGCUCAGAUGCUGACCCUGGGCAACGUCCAUGCUGGCAGCAAGAUGCUUGUGAUGGAAACCUGUGCAGGUCUGGUGCUGGGAGCUGUGAUGGAGCGCAUGGGAGGUUAUGGAACCAUCAUUCAGAUGUAUCCAGGAGGGGGACCUCUCAGAGCUGCUACCAGUUGCUUUGGGUUUCCAAAGCAUUUUUUUGAUAACCUUCAUGAAUUUCCUCUCAGCAAAGUGGAGAGUCUCCUGUCUGGGACAUUUUCUACAGAGGCUCUGCCUUCAGAACCUGAAGGGAGCACUCUAGUGGAAGAAGAAAGCAAUGGAUUGAGUGAUGAGAAGCAGACUUCCCUGCAGGAAACAGAGGAGGAGCCUACUACUGAAGCAUCUAUGGAGGUCAGCCAGGCAGAAGAGCAGGAAACAAUGGACCUUAGCAGUGAAGAUGUGGAAUUUAAAGAGAGCAAAGAGAAAGGAAUGAAAGAAAAUGUGCGGGAGAAGCAAAGGAAACAGUGGGAGAGAAGGAAAAAGCUGAUAGAAACUGCUGCCCUGUUGAGAGAGAAGAACUCUGAUGGCUUGAUCAUAGCCAGCAAGUUUCACCCCACACCCCUGCUGCUUUCCCUGCUGGAGUUUGUGGCUCCUUCCAGGCCUUUUGUUGUCUACUGCCAGUAUAAAGAGCCACUCCUGGAGUGCUACACCAAGCUGAGGGAGAGAGGAGGUGUGGUUAACCUGAAGCUGUCUGAGACCUGGCUCCGUAACUACCAGGUCUUACCGGAUCGCAGCCAUCCCAAACUGACCAUGAGUGGAGGUGGAGGGUACCUGCUGUCUGGCAUAACUGUUGUCCUGGAUAAGGGCAGAGCUGAUUCCAGUCACUCAGAAGCACUGAAGAUGGAAGAGCCAUCAGCCAAAAGAUGCAGAGUUCAGGACCUCCACUGCUAA